Molecule: messenger RNA, 688 nt
Organism: Podarcis muralis (Common wall lizard)
Lineage: Eukaryota; Metazoa; Chordata; Lepidosauria; Squamata; Lacertidae
Source: RefSeq, a predicted model, not a curated record
ACAAACAAACAAAGAAUGGAGCAAACGGGGCUUCAAAGGCAUGGCAAUUUCCACCCCCUCUUAACUUCUAAGCAAGCGUCUCUGUCCGGGAGAGGGAAGGGAAGUCUCAAGGCUGCUCCACGGAGGAGCCCCGCUUCUCCCGCUCCUGCGACUGGAGGAACCACUGCAGAGGUAGAAGAAACUUUAAAGAGGAUCCAGUCACAUAAAGGAGUUAUUGGAACUAUUGUCGUAAAUGCAGAAGGCAUCCCAAUCAGAACCACUCUCGACAACUCAACUACAGUACAAUACGCAGGUCUCCUCCAUCAACUCACGAUGAAAGCAAAAAGCACAGUGAGAGAUAUCGAUCCUCAGAAUGAUCUGACCUUUCUCAGAAUUAGAUCAAAGAAACAUGAAAUCAUGGUUGCCCCAGAUAAGGAAUAUCUUCUGAUCGUUAUCCAAAAUCCUUGCGAAUAGACCAACCACACCAAUUUUAUGGGAACUGUGCUACAAUUUUAAAAUAACAUUUACUACAGAUAUACAGUCUUAGCAUACCACUAAGAAGCUUUUCCAGUAACUUGUCAGGAAGUUUGCAAGCUAAAAUCUCUCACGUGUGCAAAUGCAUUGUAUUUGUAACUGAAUUAAUGAAAAUGUGUGUCUAACUGCUUAAAGGACAAUAAACUUAAAUGCUUAAAGCAUGUGUUAACAUUGA